This is a messenger RNA of Oryza sativa Japonica Group (Japanese rice), 883 nucleotides long. RefSeq names its product protein C2-DOMAIN ABA-RELATED 4. NCBI's taxonomy places the organism in Eukaryota, Viridiplantae, Streptophyta, Magnoliopsida, Poales, Poaceae. The record is from RefSeq and is a predicted model, not a curated record.
GCUAAAUUUCAAUAAGACGAACAACGGACAGUGGGUUCUUUCUUUUUUCUCUGCAUUUUAAUAAAGGCAAGGAAGAGCAGGACAAGGAGGAAAUUAAAGAUGUCUGAUCUUCCAGGGUUCCUGAGCGUGAGAGUGCUGCGAGGGGUAAACCUUGUUAGUCGUGAUGCCGGCGGCAGUGAUCCCUAUGUUGUGCUUCACCUGGACAAUCAGAAAUUAAAGACAGGUGUGGUAAAGAAGACAACAAACCCAGUUUGGAACGAAGAGCUGACUUUAGCUGUCAGGAAUCCAGAAACACCUAUCCAGCUAGAGGUAUUUGACAAGGACACAUUCAGUAAAGAUGACCAGAUGGGUGACGCAGAGUUCGACAUUGAGGCGCUGAUGCAAAUCGUGAGGAUGGAUCUGCAGGACAUCCGCAGUGGCACCGUCGUACGCACCGUGCGACCCGGCAGACAGUGCUGCCUAGCAGACGAGAGUCACAUUGUGUGGGAGAAUGGUCAGAUUGUGCAAGACAUGCUUCUCAAGUUGAGAAAUGUUGAGACCGGCGUGGUGCACCUGCAGCUGAAAUGGGUGAACAUUCCAGGCUGAAGAAGAAUCUGAAUUUCGGUACAUUCAUGCAAAGAUAUUGGUUCCUCAAAUUGGUGAAGAAACCGGUGUUGUUUUGUUUCAGCAUUUUGCCAUACACAUUAAUUGUUGUGUUGUUCUUCAGACUGUAUGUAGCUGCCUGUAUAUGUAUGUAAUUUCUGUGACAAUGUUGAUCAGACUUCAGAGUAUAUGCAUUUUGCCAUACACAUUGCUGUGCUGUUGUUGUUGUUGUUCAAGACUAUAUAUAUGUACUUCAGCUGCGUGCAUAUGUAAUUUCUAUGACAAUGAUGGGAAUUCCAAA